AUGAGUAACCGCCAUCUGCCGGCUGGGCAGGGCAUACAAGCCGCGGCCGGAGGCAUCAACGGUGGCAUGGAUUUGAAUGGAAACAUGGGGGGCCCUCGACGGAGACAGCAGCAGUACAUGAAUCCCUAUCACCAACAUCAGCUGCAGAACCAACAUCCGCAGCACAUGAACCACAUGUACUCCAACUAUGCGCCGUAUGCUCCCCAGCAGUAUUAUGGCAUGCCGCCGCAUCAGUAUCAGACUGGAGGCGUUCCAGCUCCCGGAUACAUGCCCUAUCAGAACUACAACACCAGGUCCCCGCCGCCCAUGCAGCAAUACGCCCCCAUGGUUGGGGUCAGCAUCCCGCCGAGCUACCCUCGAGCGUCUCCUAAUCCGAUGACGCCGUACCAGCCUCCGCUUGCUCCCGCCCCUGGCUUGCCCCAUACUCCGUCCUCGACACACUCGUCACAGCUGCUUCCUCCGCCCACGCCCACGACUCCUCAGACGCCUCCGGUCGUUCAGCCAGCCCCUGUGCCGGUGCCUGUCCAAGAGACAACUCCUGCUCCUGCUCCUGUUGCCCCUUCCCCUGUCGUUGCCCCUGUUGUCGAGUCACGCGAGCCUUUUCGCCCACCGCUUCCCUGGCUGUCACGCCCCGACGUCGAAUUUCCCGUGAGGACUCCGCGAUCAAAACGGCAGAGAAAGCUUUUGGGUGCAGAGGACAAGGCAGUAUCGCUGCCUACAGGGCAGUUUGAUGUCUCUGUGGAACAACAAAUCAACCAGGAGCCUGCGGCAUCUGCUCAAAGCGAGCCAGCCCAAAAGCAAGAGAGAGGGUCUACUUCGACUUCUGAUCAUGCUGAAACCUCCAAAUCCGUAGGGGAAGAAGGGGCGACUAAAGCUUCCGCCACAGCUGAUGCAUCUGGCACUCGCCCAGCUGCACCCGCUGCACCUGUGGUCCCUGUGCUACCAAAGCAUGGCCCUAAGCCAUCCGCUUCUGAAGCUUCUGUGAUGGCGGAGCAGGAAAAGAUCAACGGAGAUGCUGCCAAGUCUGAAGAUCAAGGGGCUGCGACUGAUGCCUCCCCUGAGGUCCAACCCAAUGGCACAAGCCACCCUCCAAGCCCCGUGGUUAAGGCUGCACCUACCAGCUGGGCAAAUCUCUUUGCCAAGCCAUCGGCUCGAGCUCAGACGGGAUUGAAUGGUUCAGCUGGUGGAGAUGUCGCCAAUGGAGAUUCAACAGACGCCGCAAAUAACUUUCCUGGGUCAGCCUUUUCCAAAUCAAACGCCAGCUCUCUUGCUCAGGCAAUUCAGUCAUACCAAGUCGAGAACAAUGACAAGAUCGAUUUCCUUGAGCCGCGCGGACUCAUCAACACUGGUAAUAUGUGUUACAUGAACUCUGUGCUGCAAGUGCUCAUGUUUUGUGUGCCGUUUUACGACUUGCUUGACCAAGUGGGCAAAAAGGCCGCUCACAGCUUCAAGAGCGAGACUCCUCUGAUUGAUGCCUUGAUCAUGUUCAUGAGGGAAUACAAUGUACUCAAAUCGUCUGCGUCCGUUGAUCAGCUCAAUCGAAUUCUGAAGAACGAAGAUCUCGAACGUUACGGCGAGCCCUUUACCCCUGAGUUUGUCUACGACGCUAUCCGACAGCUCUCCCGAUUUGCCAGCAUGCGACGUGGUCAUCAACAGGAUGCAGAGGAGUUCUUGGGCUUCCUGCUUCAGUCACUUGACGAUGAGUGCACCCACGUCAUGAAGGAUUUGCCAGUUGGACACGAGGAAGUGCCUUCAUCUAACGCUUCUACCGGGGGAUCUGUUGCGGCUUCUGACGAUUGGCUUGAAGUCGGCCGCAAGCAACGCGCCGCCGUCUCUCGCUUAUCGGGCCACAACACAUCAACCCCUAUCACCAAGAUCUUUGGUGGCCUUUUGAGAUCUGAGUUUCGCGUGCCAGGGCUGAAGGAUUCCAUCACUACCGAACGCUAUCAGCCUCUUCAGCUGGACAUUGGAUCUCCUGAUGUCAGAAAUGUUGUUGAUGCCCUACGUGGACUGACUCGUCCAGAGCGUCUUCAAGGAGACUUCAACUCCCCUCGUGGGAAGGAUGUUACGGCCACGAAACAAGUCUUUAUUGAAACCCUACCGCCAGUCCUGAUCCUACACCUCAAACGAUUCCAGUUUGAUGCUGAAGGUCAUGGAACUGUCAAGAUCUGGAAGAAGAUUGGGUAUCCUUUGGAGCUUGAAAUCCCCCGCGAGGCUUUGUCGAGACAGAAACGCCAGAACCUCGACGAUGCUUCAAUGCCCAGAUACAAGCUCAUCAGCGUGGUGUAUCACCACGGAAAGAAUGCUAGCGGCGGCCACUACACCGUAGACGUGAGGCGACAGGAUGGUCGCGAGUGGAUUCGGCUGGAUGACACUGUCAUUCGGCGCAUCCGGCCCGAAGACGUUGCCGAAACUGGGUCCGAGGAAGAUGCCAAGGAGGUACGCAAGGAUGCCGCCUCGAAUGUUAGCAGCAACCGAUUCGGAGCCAUGAACGACGACGACACUGGCGAUGAAGACGGUUGGAAGCAAGUCACUGCGCCAACUAAUGGUGGCAAGCGAUGGAGCAGUGUUGUCAACGGUGGAGCUAAUGGAGCUGUCAAGGAGAAGCAAGUCAAGGACAGCAUCAAAGAUAACAAGGUCGCAUAUCUCUUGUUUUAUCAGCGUAUAUAA
Molecule: messenger RNA, 2670 nt
Organism: Trichoderma harzianum CBS 226.95
Lineage: Eukaryota; Fungi; Ascomycota; Sordariomycetes; Hypocreales; Hypocreaceae
Exons: 4
Coding region: 1-2670 (889 amino acids)
Biological process (GO): protein deubiquitination
Cellular component (GO): cytosol; nucleus
Molecular function (GO): cysteine-type endopeptidase activity; cysteine-type deubiquitinase activity
Source: RefSeq, a predicted model, not a curated record